AUGGUGCUGCCACCUGGGCUGCCAGCCUUGGUGCUGAUGCUGCUACCAUUCAAUGUCUUGGCUGGUGGAACUCCAACUGUUUCCAGUGCUACAUUGACUGCUCAGCCACCAACCAUCAGGACCUCUCCAUCACUGCUCUCUACCAUCUUCAAGAUGGCCCACUCAUCCCCCCCACUGCCUCAUGGUGCAGCAUGGGUUCUUCCUAAGCCUCCUCAGUUGGCCCCAUCCCUGUUGAGACUGCUCUCUGCUGUGCAGGUGGCUCAACCUUCAGCUGGUGGGUGUCAUGGGCCUGAAUGCUCAAGAAGCAGGAGGGUCACUGGUUCAUAUGGAAGGAGCACAGGUAUCGGAGAUCUAGUCGAUACCAGUAGAGAGCAUGGUCGUAGUGCAGUCUCCAUGGAGACCAUGGACUCCUACAGACUCACAUGCAAAGGAGGACCGAGCCCAUAUGCGAGGCACAGCCAUGAGGAGGACCAAGCUCAAGGAGCAGGCACAGCCAUGAAGAGGACCAAGCUCAAGGAGCAUGCAGACAGUUACCACUCAGGGGCUUGA
Messenger RNA from Ustilago hordei, 549 nucleotides. RefSeq lists its product as uncharacterized. Lineage: Eukaryota; Fungi; Basidiomycota; Ustilaginomycetes; Ustilaginales; Ustilaginaceae. The coding region runs from base 1 to 549 and encodes 182 amino acids. The record is from RefSeq and is a predicted model, not a curated record. The transcript has a single exon.